AUGGCCUUAAGGUUGGUUACUGCCAGAUAUAACUGGGUUUCUAAGGCCUAUUACGGUGCAAGCAACCAGGCAAAACAUGCCAUCUCUAUCGAAAUCCCUGAAAUAUACUUAUCCAAAUCAAUAUUGGAAACUAACGUGAAUUCCAUAGACUCAAAUAUUAAUCGACUACUAAAUAUUUUGGAGAAAAAAUCAUCCGCUCCCUUCCUAGAAUCUUUUUUAAAAUACAAAAUGGAUGGCUUUAGGUCCAAUCUUUUGGACUCAAUUCGAUGUGAUAAUGAAGAACUCAACAAAGCUACCGCCCACCUUAUUUCAGCCACUUCCAAAUUAUUUAGGCCCAUAUUUGCCCUGAAAAUAGGAAAUGUAAUCAAACACCUAUCAACCCCAAAUCUAUUAUAUUCGGAUAAUAUUGAAAAAUUGAUUCAAGCGUACGAACUUGUUCACGUUGGUAGCUUAAUUCAUGAUGACAUUUUGGAUAAUUCUGAUAAGAGGAGGAAAAUUGCGUCCACUCAUCAGAAAUAUGGCAUAAAAUUGGCACUUCUUGCUGGAGAUAUUUUACUUUCCAAAGCUGCAUAUAUUAUCGCAAAUCUUGAAAGUCCUAUUUUGUGUAAAAAAGUCGCAAAAGUUAUCAACGAUCUAAUACACGGAGAAUUAAUGGAUAUUAGAGCUGAUGAUUUAUCAACAUAUUUUGAUAACUAUUUGAAAAAAAAUUUCCUCAAAACUGCAUCACUAAUAGCGGAGUGUUGUUCAUCGGUUUCUAUUAUCGCAAAUUCACCGCAAUGGGUUGUAGAUUUAUCGUACAAAAUUGGCUUACACGUUGGAAUGGCAUUUCAGAUUUACGACGACUAUUUGGACUACAAAUCUACCACUGAUGAUUUGGGUAAGCCUGCAUUGAAUGAUCUAUCCCAAGGCAUCGUUACCUUCCCACUCCUUUCUUUGGGAUCGGAAAAAUUCAGUGAGGUUGUUAAUCUAAUGCAAUCAAAUGAAUAUUCCAAGAUUUUGGACAUUGUAAAUGAAGAAAAAUCGCUGGAAAGAACAAGGUUGGCUGUGCUGAUGCACUUGGAAAAGUGCUUUGAAAUAUUUGACAUGUUAUCAUUGAAUGAAAACGCCAAAACUAUUUCAGAAAUUUUCGCCUUAAUAUAUAAAACCCUUACCAGAUUAUCUAACUGA
Molecule: messenger RNA, 1167 nt
Organism: Babesia microti strain RI
Lineage: Eukaryota; Apicomplexa; Aconoidasida; Piroplasmida; Babesiidae
Product: hexaprenyl-diphosphate synthase
Exons: 8
Coding region: 1-1167 (388 amino acids)
Biological process (GO): isoprenoid biosynthetic process; ubiquinone biosynthetic process
Cellular component (GO): transferase complex
Molecular function (GO): prenyltransferase activity
Source: RefSeq, a predicted model, not a curated record